CCAAACCGACGCUCAGUCUCAGGAAGGAUGUGGACGCGGUGAACGCUGAAGUUUGGAGCGGUUUCUGGGGGAUGUCAGGAGGAUCCAACACUCGCUCUUUCGGGCUCUUGACGACUUCCCUUCGGAGACCCGAGCGGGAUUUCAACGUCUGAAGAAUCAUUUGGGAAUUUUCGAACGCGACGCGCAUCCAAGUUUGACACGUGGAUUCUGCAAACAUGUCGCAAAGGAGCAUCGAGUUUGAGCAUUUCGAGGAGCGGGACAAGCCCGGACACCGCGCGCCCAGAGCCGGGUCCGGGUCCGGGUCCUUCAGCGGGUCCAGGGGGAACGGUUUGGUCCCCAGUCCGGCUCACAGCGCGCACUGCAGCUUCUACCGCACGCGCACGCUCCAGUCCCUCACGUCGGAGAAGAGGGCCCGGAAAGUGCGCUUCUACAGGAACGGGGACAAGUAUUUCAAAGGUCUGGUCUACGCGGUGUCCAGCGACCGGUUCAGGUCUUUUGACGCACUGCUCAUGGAACUGACGCGCUCCCUGUCCGACAACGUCAACCUGCCCCAAGGAGUGCGCGCGCUUUACGCACUGGACGGGGGCAGGAAGAUCACCAGCCUGGACGAGCUGGUGGAAGGUGAGAGUUACGUCUGCGCCUCGAAUGAACCCUUCCGCAGAGUGGACUACACCAAGAACGUGAACCCGAACUGGUCCGUGGGCUGCAAAACGAGCACGUCCCGGUCUCUCCCGUCCCUCACCGGCCUGAAGAGCGAGCACCAGCGCGAGGCCAAAGACUUCAUCAAACCCAAACUGGUGACGGUGAUCCGCAGCGGAGUCAAACCUCGUAAAGCCGUGAGAGUUCUGCUCAACAAGAAGACCGCGCACUCGUUCGAGCAGGUCCUCAGCGACAUCACGGACGCCAUCAAACUGGACUCUGGGGCGGUGAAGAGGCUCUACACGCUGGAAGGCAAACAGAUCACGUGCCUCCAGGAUUUCUUCGGAGAGGACGAUGUCUUCAUAGCGUGUGGUCCAGAGAAGUUCCGUUACGCCCAGGACGACUUUGUGUUGGACCAGAGUGGUAAGACCGGCAGAGGCUUUGUGACCGAGUGCAGAGUGCUCAAGUCGUCUUCACACAGCCGCUCCGCGACUCCAAACCGCACCAAGAGCCCGGGGCCCACACGGAGAAGCAAGUCCCCCUCGUCUGCGAGGCGACCGGUGCACUUUGCCAGCAGCCGACCGAACAGCAAGUCUCCAGUAAACGGUUUCUCGAGCAGCCAGUCGUGUUCUUCCAGAUCCAAUAAGUCUUCUACUCCAUCUCCCACCAGCCCCAGGACCACGCCAGGGUUUAAGAUUCCUAAUUCAAACCACGUCUCGUCUCACACAAACGGAACAGUGAACAACCACCAGGAGCAGAGCAGCCGACUCAGUCCAGAAGUUAAUGGAAACCGUUACCCGCCGACCUCGUCCAUCUCGGAAAAGUACAAGGUCGGAAAAGUGAUCGGAGACGGGAACUUCGCCGUGGUCAAAGAGUGUGUGGAGAGGGCCACGGGGAAAGAGUUCGCCCUCAAGAUCAUCGACAAGACCAAGUGUGCGGGAAAGGAACAUUUGAUAGAGAACGAAGUGGCCGUGCUGCGUAAAGUCAAACACCCGAACAUCAUCAUGCUGAUCGAAGAGCUGGACACGCCCACUGAGCUCUACCUGGUCAUGGAGCUGGUCAAGGGCGGUGAUCUGUUCGACGCCAUCACGUCGUCGGCGAAGUACACGGAGAGAGACGCCAGUGUGAUGGUUUACAACCUGGCAUCAGCUCUGAAGUACCUGCACAGCGUCUGCAUCGUCCACAGAGACAUCAAACCUGAAAACCUGCUGGUGUUUGAGUAUCCAGAUGGGACCAAAUCUCUGAAGUUGGGGGACUUCGGUCUGGCCACGGUGGUGGAGGGGCCCCUGUACACCGUCUGUGGAACUCCAACAUAUGUGGCCCCUGAAAUCAUCUCAGAGUCUGGUUAUGGUCUGAAGGUGGACGUGUGGGCGGCGGGGGUCAUCACGUACAUUCUCCUGUGUGGAUUUCCCCCGUUCAGAAGUGAGAGUAACCAGCAGGAGGAGCUGUUCGAGCAGAUCCUUCAGGGCCGACUGGACUUCCCGAGCCCGUACUGGGACAACAUCACUGACUCAGCCAAGGAGCUGAUCGGUCAGAUGCUGCAGGUGAAAGCUGAGGCCCGGUACACUGCUCUGGACGUCCUGUCUCACCCCUGGGUCACCGUGUCCUGCUUUAAUGAGGACGCUGUGGGCGAGAACAACAUGAAGAUGGAGGUGUCAGGUAAACUGAAGACUCACUUUAACCCAGCGCCAAAGCACAACCCCACCACGGCCGGAGUCUCCGUCAUCAUGAACACAGCUCUAGAUAAAGAGGCCUUCAAGAUCAACUGCAGACCACUGUCCAAAACUCCAGCUCCCACUUCAGACGCCGAGAAACAAGAGAAACCGGAGAAACGGGAAAAACAAGAGAAACCGGAAAAAACUGAGAAACCAGAAAGACCAGAGAAACCGGAGAAACCCAACCUUCCCCCCAAACCUGGACCUCCUCUCACCAUCAGCAACUCCCAAAGUGACCUCUCCACCAAUCAGAGCUCUCCGUCUACCCCCGUGACCCCGCCCCUUCUGCUGUCCCCCUCCUCAGAACCGAUCAUCUGCCUGCCCGCGUCCCUCUCCUCCCAGACCGUAGCGCCCCCCGCGGACGACUCUCCGACCAAAGACGCGCUGUGCUCCCCCUCGCCGGUGUCUCCCGUCCAGCCGCUGGUCUUCUUCCCGCGCGCCCCGCCCUCUCCGCACCACGCCCCGCCCACGCUGUUCCCCUCGCCACCCUCCACGCCGCCCCGGUCGGACCCGCCCUCGCCCACGGGACCUCCCAAGGGCCUCCAGGAGCUGUCCGAGGCCGUGUGA
This is a messenger RNA of Boleophthalmus pectinirostris (great blue-spotted mudskipper), 2921 nucleotides long. It is a transcript of the gene dclk2a, whose product is annotated as doublecortin-like kinase 2a. The record is from RefSeq and is a predicted model, not a curated record. Gene Ontology annotation, biological process: protein phosphorylation; intracellular signal transduction. Gene Ontology annotation, cellular component: microtubule cytoskeleton. Bases 216 to 2921 code for a protein of 901 amino acids. Gene Ontology annotation, molecular function: ATP binding; protein kinase activity. Lineage: Eukaryota; Metazoa; Chordata; Actinopteri; Gobiiformes; Gobiidae. The transcript is spliced from 17 exons.